Molecule: messenger RNA, 7173 nt
Organism: Gadus morhua (Atlantic cod)
Lineage: Eukaryota; Metazoa; Chordata; Actinopteri; Gadiformes; Gadidae
Gene: urb1
Product: URB1 ribosome biogenesis homolog
Exons: 40
Coding region: 107-6970 (2287 amino acids)
Biological process (GO): maturation of 5.8S rRNA from tricistronic rRNA transcript (SSU-rRNA, 5.8S rRNA, LSU-rRNA); maturation of LSU-rRNA from tricistronic rRNA transcript (SSU-rRNA, 5.8S rRNA, LSU-rRNA)
Cellular component (GO): nucleolus
Source: RefSeq, a predicted model, not a curated record
ACUCAGUUGGACGGAGAGUUGUGUUUUCUUCCCAACGUGUUUUCAUCAAACUCAGAUUAAAUGAGUAUUUAUCUCUUUAACAUUUGAGUUUAACUGUUACUUAAACAUGGGGAAGCGGCCCAGUGAGGACUCCGAGGUCUCGGAACCUCAGGCUAAGAAAGUAACCCUGACAGAGUUUAAUGGCACUAUUUUCAAAUCCAUGCUUAAGGAUCCAACUAAAGCCAUGAAGGCGCUGGAAACAUUUAUAUCAUUUGCAAAGAAGCUGCCGUGUCCGGACUUAUACGAUGUGGUCGAAGGUUACAUUAAAAUCUCCAUGGAAUGCGCAGAGAUAUUCAAAUUGCUGGCAGUGGAGAAGCCAGUUGACAAGGAGAUGAUGCUGGUGUUCCAGAGCUUGGAGAUGAUCCUGUUGAGGACGGCCAGUGAUCUGUCUCACCUCAGCAUGGCGGGCAACGCCGUCGUGAAGAAACUCUCCAGCUCCAUGAAGGUCAUCCAUGCGUCGCUGCGCUCGGAGAACCUCGAGUUGGUGCGUCUGGCCCUGUGUCUGCUGUCAGCCAUGGUGUCCCAGGGGUCGGAGGCGGCGCGGGAGGUCUACGCCCACUUCAACUUCAGCCAGGGGAUGGGGCGGCUGGCCCGGAGGAAGGACAAACAGGGGCGACCGGACAUUCGCAUGGCGUACAUUCAGUUUGCGGUGUCCUUCCUGAUGUCUGGAGACCCCGCCACAGUCGGACAGAUCCUGGAGGUCAAAGAGCUCCUGCCGGAGAUCUUAAACUCUGGGAUCAGUGCAGACAGAUUGUCCAUCGUCAGUUUGAUUCUGUCCACUCUCAAGUCUCGAGUGGUGAAGAACAAGGCGGUCACUAAGACCCAGAAGGUGCGGUUCUUCACGGCGGUGCUGCUGACAGACGUGUCGUCUCUGUACCGCUGGGAUGGCAUCAUAGACGUCAGCACGGAGGACAACGACACGCUGGGUCAAACCCCAGAGCAGGCUGCCAAUUCGGUGGUCCGGGACCUGGCCCACAGCUUCCUCCUGGAGGUCUGCAGCUCCCGCAAGAACGGCAUCAGCUUCCACGACCCCAGCUACGGCACGGCCGGCCGGGCGGGGAACAUCAUCCUGCUGCAGUUCCUGGGGGGGCUGAAGCCCACGGAGGACAUCCUGGUCGAGGAGCUGGUGACCAAGACCCUGAGGGCCAGCCCGGACCUCCUUGGACGCUUCUUCAAGGAGAGCCGCUACUCCUUCGCCCCCCGCGUUCAGAGCGCCUGGCGGGACAACGUGCAGCUCGUCAAGAAGAUCUACGAGGCUCAGCCGGAGAUCUCGUCCGUGUUCAGGACGCGGGAGUUCAUCCCCCUCCCCCGCCUGGUGGCCAUGAUCAUGGUGACGUCCCUGCCCCCCGUCUGCUCCAAGACCUUCUUCACCGCCGGCCUGACCAUUUCUAACACGGCGGUGCAGCACACCGCGCUAUCCAUGAUGUCGUUCGUUCUGCGGAGAGCCCAGAAGAACAUCGACUUCCUGCUCGACCCGGCGCUGUGGGAGAGCUCGGAGGCCUACACCCUGGACAACAUGGAGCCCCUGGUGCAGCAGUACAGGGAGACCGUCAGCAAGAUUCUGCCCGACAUGACUAGCAUCGUGUCCAACUGGCAGUCGCUGUCCAAGAAAGAGGAGCUGGAGGAGAAGCUCAACAUGGCCAAAAAGGGAAAGGCCCCGAAGACCCCCGAGGAUAAAAAGCCCCCUGAAAGUCUCGCGGCCGACCCCGCGGAGGUCAUCAUGCUGAAGGCCCUCCUGCUGCAGGUGAUGUGUCUCUACCAGAAGGUGGCGCCACACUUGGUCAGCCUGUGCAAGUUUGACUUCAGCAAGCUCUUCAGGGGCAUCGUGUCGGAGGAAGGCUUGAGAGGAGAGGUUCCCCCCGUUCUCCAGCACCAGGUCCUGCAGCUGGCCCUGGAGCUGCCCUCCUCCAAGUUCUCCUGGGUCCGCCUACAGAACGCGGUGGAGACAGAGUCUUCCAGCGGGGAGAAGCCGGUUCUCUUCCUGCUCCUCAAGAUGUUGGUCAGCAGCCGCAACGCUCCACUCAGGAGGCUCACCAAGAGGCUGGUGCUCAAGGUGCUGAAGGACACGGGUAUGUUUGACUACACCAGCAGUGAGCUGGAGUUGUGGCUGGAGCACCUUGGCCAGGUGGAGCCUGAGCACCAGGACACCGUCAUCCACUUCCUGGAGAGGGUGUGUGUGAGGCUGCUGUCCAACCAGUACGUGUACAGUGAUAAGGUGGCCACUCUGGUGCAGGACGCAGCCUACCUGCACGCCUCCCUUACCGGCAACGAGGCAGACGCAGCCAGCAUCCCCAUCUCACACAUCGACGACGUGCUGGACAUGGUGGACGUCAUCAUGGAGGGCAACGAGGGGGAGCUGGAGGAGUACGGCCCGGCCCUGAGCGAGGACCUCAUCACGCAGACCUUCCCCUUCAGCGCCCUGGUGCCCGCCGCCCUGGACGCCCGCAACAAGAUGCCCCCGCAGCACGGCGGCGUGUACGACUACCUGGCGCGCGUGCUGACGGACCUCCUCCACGCCCAGAGGGAGCCCCUGGCCCUGUGCCUGGCGCUGCUGCAGUACGACAAGGAGCUGGCCUCCUCCUCCUCCUCCGAGCCCCCCACCGGACCCCCCCACCCCUCCGUCUGCCUGCUCCACCAGUACUACUCCAAGUGGCUCCCCCAGCAGAGCCAGGAGGCGCUGUUCAAAGACCCCGCAUCAUCGUCUUCAUCCUCCUCAUCGCCGGCGGCAGCGUCUUCCUCCCUGUCGGGGCUGCUGAAGGCGUCCUACCUCCAGGGACCCGGGGCCCUCCUCGAGGAGAGCUUCAGGGGCCGUGCCCGGGAGUCUCUGACCGGCGUCACGCUGGCAGAGCUCCCCCUGGUGGUCAACCAGCUGCUGCUCUACACCCGCUCCACCGUGGAGGACUUCGGCUCGCUCCCCAAAGGACUGGCGCUUCUGAAGGAGUUGCUGGGGAUCCUGUUGGACGUGGUGGUCCGGCUCCAAGCCUUCAAGGAGCCCGCAGUCCCAGAGACCACUGAACCCCAGCCGCCCGACUCCAAGGACGCGUCUGACCUCUUCCUGUCCGACGACGCCUCACCGACACCUGAGACCAGCAAGCAACAGGUGGUGGCGUCGGCCCUCUCCUCCAUCCUGAAGCACCCGUGUGUGGAGCAGUGGUUCCUGGCCCUGGAGCUGUCCUCGCUGCCCGCCAACUCUCUCAACCCCGUCAAGCUCAGGCGCCUGGGCGGCCAGAUGAGCGAGGGGGUGCUGGCCCUGCUGGAGGCCUGCGCCCCCCUCCUCCGGGACCUGGGCCGCCCGGACCUGCUCGACCGCUACCUGGUCGCCGUGGAGACCGCCGUGCUCCGGGAGCUCCAGGACUCCGCCUCCCAGAAGGCCGAGCAGCAGCAGCAGCAGUCGCGGCCGCUGCAGGCUCUGCGAGCGCUGCACCCCUACUUCGGGGCUUGCCAGCUGAGGGGCGUGGUCUCCACCCUGUUGCUCCUCCCCCAAGACUGCCUGGUGGUUGCCCCCGGCAACCAGCUGGGUCUGUACGGGACGGCGGCGUUGGAGAUCCUGACGGAGAGCGGCGGCGGUGGCGGCGGCGCCGGGGCCGGGUCCCGGCGUCUGCCCCUGACCCGGGCCCACCUGCAGGGCCUGGGCACCCUGCUGCUGGCGUGCUCCAGCAGCGCCCGCCUGGAGGACUUCCUGCUGGCCACGCUGAGCGGCGAGCCCGGUGGCGCCCGGCUCGUGCACACGGACGUCUUCCUCCACUGCCUGGAGCGUGCGGCGAGCCCGGGGCCCCGGGGCCUGUGCGGCCUGCUGCUGGGGAACGGCCCCGCGCACCGCCUCCGCUUCCAGCUCUGGUGCCUGGAGGCGGGCAACAUGGAAGCCGUGGCGGAGCGCACGGGAGACUUCCUCCCCGUCGUAGACGCCUACCUGCUGGCGGCAGGCGGGGGCGACCCGGCCACACCCACCGAUGUGCAAUCCCGGGUGCUCAAAGCGCUGAAGAAGGCUCUGCUGCCCAAGCUGUGUGGGUCAGUUCUGGACCAGGCCAGCGGGGGUGAUGUGGGAGCACACGCUCAAACCCUGGGCUCUCUGAUCCAACUGGCCGCCAGCACCAAGGACAUCCGUGACCUCCUCAGCAAGCUGCCAGCAGCGCUUCAGUCGGCAGAGGGUUACGAACGGUGGCAGCUGGUGGACGUGGUGAAGGACAAGCUGUCUGAGAGUCCGGAGGAGCAGGAGUCCUGGAGGAAGAGUGUGGUGCUGUCAUCGCUCAGGUGGCUGGUCUCCGCCUACAGCCGGGCCAAACAGCAGCCGGAGCCACCCUGCAGCCAGGAGCAGAACAUCCUCGAGAGGCUGCUCAAACAUAUGACCUUUGCGGAAGAUCUCACACCAUCCGACUGGAAUAGUUUUGUGAAAAGCGGACUAAAGUACCGCUACAAGGACCUGUACUUCCUGGGAGCCCUGAGGGACCUUGUGGAGCUGAUGUACGUGGAGGGGGACGCGGCGCCCAAGGACUUCCUCCCACUCGCCACCAUUCACAUGAUGGUCAGCAGCCACUCCCUCUUCCUGCCCGCCAUGUUGGAGUCCGACCAGGACGCGGGACACUGUCCCCAGACCAAGGAAGCACUGGUGUCUAUGGUUCUGUGUCUGGUGAAGAGGUGUCCUGCCGUCUGCAACGUCAACCACUUUGUAAUCAUGUUGGGAGCCUACGGAGCAACGCUCAGCAUCAAGGACCAGAAGCUGCUGCUGCUACUCCAGGAGUAUGAGAAGAACAACAUCAGCCUGCUCAAGUUCCAAUGCCUGCUGUGGGGCUCGGCGGCGGUGGAGCACCACAAGGCCCGCAAAAGCCUGGGAGCGUCCUUAUGGCAGCAGCCCAGCUCAGAGGACCUCCUGGCCCUGCUCAGCCCCGACCGCAUGCUGAACACCAUCGCUCACUUCCCCCAGCAGCGCAGAAUCAUACCCCAGGAGGGAAAAGAGCUUCUUUAUCAAGACGAAGAAGUGAAGGAACUGGGGCACCUGUACGACCCUUGCUACCUGCUGCCCCUGUUCAGCACCAUUCUGCGACCAGACUGCGUGGUGAACUGCUUCAAGUUUGUGUCGAGCCACGCCUUCGGCCUGACGGUCACGGCCCUGAGCAGCUACGACCCUAAGGUCCGGGCUGCAGGAUACCACAUCCUCACCUCCUUCUACCCCCACCUGGAGGGCACGGCCAGCGUCAAGAAGAGACAGCUGCUCUACCUGAUGGAGAUGAUGAAGAACGGCAUCCGGCAGAAAAAUGUCCGCCUGCCCUUCAUCAUGACCACGUACCUCUCCAAGGUGGCGCAACAGAUGCUCAAACCAGAGGAUCAUAUGUACGUGGUGCUCAACAAGUUCCUGCUGUCCCACCAGAGCCUGGACUUCAGGAGAGUCCCCGACUUCUUCAAGCUGUUCCACAGCUCAGACACAGAGCAUAAGCAGGAGCGUGAGUGGUGUCUGGGGCUGUUGGAGGAGGGUCUUCGGGACCGCUACUGCUACGAGCUGUGCAGCCAACAGGGCAUCUUCCUGGGCCUUCUGGCCUACAGCAGCAGCCCCCUCUGUGAGGAGGACACCCAGGUCCAGAUCCUGAGGGUGUUGAGCCAGGCCGGGCGGGUCCCCAAGGCAGCCUACCACCUGACCAAGAGCUGUGGGCUCCUCCCCUGGAUGCUGCACCUGCUCAGGAGGAGGACCCUGGAGCCGCGGCUGCUGAGCGGUGUGGUGGCCCUGCUCCACGUCGUCUGGUCCACCAACCUGGGACAGAAGGACACGCCGCCGGAGCCGCCCCAGACGGACCGGCCGCCACAGCCCGUCGCCAAGACCCUCCCGCUCCCCCUGGUGGACGAGUUCCUCUGCGUGGCGUUCACGCUCAUCCCCUCUCUGAGGACGGAGGUGAGACCCGCCCAGCUGAACCUCUUCCUCCGGACCCUGAGCUCCAUGCUGAGGCAUCGCGGCUCCGUGGGCGUGGCCCGGGGCGACCGCUUCACCCUCAAACCCCAGCGCCUCUCCUCCACCGACGCCCUCUCCCUGCUGCAGAGCUGGGCCUCGCUCUCCCACGACGCCACGCUGCUGGGACAGCUGCAGAGCGUGGCCGAGAGGCACGCCCUGAGGGGGCUCCUGGGGACAGGCAGGGCCAAGACCCGAGGCCGACCCCCCGCCUCCCACAGCCGCAAGCAAACUGAGGACCCGGAGGAGGACAGCGACAGGGAGCAGCGGGAACAGGCCCUCCUCACGGCCUGUAAAGGGGACCUCCGCAUGGUCUUCACCCACUGGGAGACCCCCGCUUCCGGUCACGCCCCCAGCACCCCAAGUCGCGACGGCGAGGAGGCGACGGUCGUCGACAGCGGCCUGGCGGGCGACACGGCCCUCCUGCUCACCCGCUGGUCCCUGAGCACCCUGCUGGAUCACCCCUUCCAGCACCCCCCCACCCUGGAGUUCCUCCGCUGGUUCCACAGGGUGGCCCCCCCGCACCCGGACACGGUAGACAAGAUCCUGGGCGACGCCGGGGCCAAGGAGGACCUGCUGCGGCUCUACCACCGGGCCGUGGAGCUCCGGGCUCCGGCCUCGCCCUCCCCCUGCAGAACGGAGACCCUGGAGCUGUUCACUGGCGUCAUGCUGCGUCUGCUGGAGGCCCAGGGACCCCUCCCUCUCGGGGAGCUCCACGCCGGGGUGGUCUCCGCCUGCCUGUCGGACCCCUCCACCCCUCAGGCCCGACGCGACGCCGGCGUGGUGCUGCUGUCGCUGUACGUCCACGAGAUGUGGAGCGGAGCGCGCUCGGCCGACCUCUUCCUCCAACACGUCCGCCUGGUGACCGCCGCAGCCAAGCCCAAGGGGAAGAGGAGGACGACCAAAUCUACGCUGGAGGAAUCGCAUGUCAGUGCCAUCUGUAAUGACAUCGUCGCCAGGACCACAGACGGUUCCGGGACUCAGCCCUCAGUUUAAAAAAACAGAAAGAAUGAACCUUGACUUUUAAUCCUGUUUUUGUAUAAAAAUAACUAAACGUAAAAAUGAACUAUUCUGUUUUCUUCUGUUCGAUUUUUUAUCAUGUGUGUUUGAAACCGGCUCAGCUCAGUUAUUUAAGUAAUAAUAAGGAUAUGAGCUCUGUAUAUUACUACUGGGUAAAUAAAAUACUAUCCUACACAUUA